UAAACUGACUCCAAAUCUGUUUGGCUUCGCGUCAUCAAAACCCUAUGCCUGAAACCCAAAAUCCUGGAGUUGCAGUUAGGAGUUUAUGCUGCAAAAUGCUGGUUCAUUCUAACAUGGUCAGCCCUGCUGCAGACCACACUGAUUUGUGCGAGCAGCAAAGUGUUUUUAUCUGACUGAAGACAAGUGAUGGAAUUACCUCUUUACAGUCAUUUUGCCUCGUGCAAUAGUUGGCUUCCUCUUGUUUAAGAUGGGGAUUGUGAUUAUAAAAGAAUGGUUGGGACAGAAUGGGUUUCUGCUCUGCCUGGCUCCCCACUGGUAUGUGUUCUGGAGAGAGUUGAGCCUUACACUAUGGCAGAAUGAGCCAGAAGCACAGAAAGGAGCAGCUGCCUUCCUGGAAUGCCUCACCUGAGAGGCCAGGCUAACUGAAUUGCUGUUCUAUAGGGAGACAGGGAAAGGAGGUCAGCAUGGUGCUUGCAGAGAUGUGCACAAGAAGUGCUUCAGAGGCAAAAGGGAAGGGUUUGUAUAAAUAUGUUAACAUAGUCUUCUGGAGACAGCAAAUGGGAUUGAGCUGUGAGUGAUGUUCUUGCUUUGGGUAGUAGAGGAUUGUACCUUUAUGGGGAAUUGAGUAAGGGAUACAAACACAAAAGAAAAAAAUCUAAGGGGAAUAAAGGUCAUUAAAAUUGAAUUUGGAGUAUAUGUGCCAGCUGUCUUUGUAGGGUUUGAAGAACUUAGAAUGUGGUAUAAUUAUUUGUGAUUAAGACUGUUAAAUACUUAACUGUGUUCACAAUUUCACUGUUAAUAGGUAUGAACUUUGAGUUAAGCCUAUAUUAGGUUUGCACACAGCUUAUCAGAAUUGUUUACUGCCUGUACAUUGCAAUAUGUGAUACUGGACAAAUACUUUAGCUGUUCUUAGGAGUCCCUACCAUCAUUUUAUGUUCCCCUGUAGAUGUCUUAUGUGUGGUGAUAAAUGCAGUGUGUGGAACUUAAGUGUACUGCAGUGUUUUAGCAGGAUUUCAAGCAGUUUAACAAUUUACUAGAUCAUCAGAAUUUUUCUGCUGUUCCUGUUUAAUUCUGUUUCUUAUACAAUGUCCGUAAUUGUGGAUUUGAGCAUAUUCUGACAUGGCUAACAUCUGUCAUGUGUGAUUCUCCUUUCUGCUCCCUGGGAGGAAAAUUAUUGAGAGAAAAACGCAAGAGUCUCUAUAUAAACCACCAUCCUCCUGGGCAGUUGAGAAGGAAGUACAGUUCCUGCUCCACUAUUUUCCUGGAUGACAGCACGGUCAGUCAACCAAACCUCAAGUAUACCAUCAAAUGUGUAGCUCUUGCAAUAUAUUACCACAUCAAAAACAGGGACACAGACGGAAGAAUGCUCUUAGAUAUUUUCGAUGAAAACCUUCAUCCCCUUUCGAAAUCCGAAGUGCCACCAGACUAUGACAAACAUGACCCGGAGCAGAAACAGAUUUACCGCUUUGUCCGGACGUUGUUCAGUGCUGCUCAACUGACUGCUGAAUGUGCCAUUGUCACCCUGGUAUAUCUUGAAAGACUCUUAACUUAUGCAGAGAUAGAUAUCUGUCCAGCAAACUGGAAGCGAAUAGUACUGGGGGCAAUUCUACUGGCAUCGAAAGUGUGGGAUGACCAGGCAGUGUGGAACGUGGAUUACUGCCAGAUCCUGAAGGAUAUCACAGUGGAAGACAUGAAUGAGCUGGAACGCCAGUUUCUUGAGCUGUUACAGUUCAAUAUUAAUGUUCCCUCCAGUGUUUAUGCCAAGUAUUAUUUUGAUUUGCGAUCCCUGGCAGAAGCGAAUAACCUGAGCUUUCCCUUGGAGCCCCUCAGCAGGGACAGGGCAUAUAAACUUGAGGCCAUUUCUCGCCUAUGUGAAGAUAAAUACAAGGACUUCAGGAAAGCUGCAAAGAAGCGGUCGGUCAGUGCUGACAAUCUGACUGUGGUUAGAUGGUCCCCUGCAAUUAUCUCCUAACAGAGGAGACUGGAAUAUUCCUACGGACCUACUGUUUCAUCCAUCCAUUUUUUUCAGAGUGGGCUGGGGGCGGGGGGAUAAAGAAAAAAAGACUUUUGAUUUUUUUAUUUUUAAAUCUGUCAAGCUGCCUUUACAGUGCCUCCCCAUUGUGUAGCACACGAGUGAAAUGCCUAACGGAAGGAGAAAUGCAGAAAUUGGUGUUCGGGAGAGAAGAUCGGCAACAAUUAUUUUCUCACUUCCACUAACAGCUUUACACUUUUAUGAGGAAACAGCAAAUCAGGUGCUUGGAAGAAGAAACAAAAAAAAAAAUGAAGUAGAGGCAGAAAAAUAUUAAAGAACUCUGCCAUUUUCUAUUAUAUUGUACUCAUGAAGGGAAAUGGCAGCAUGAAAAAAAAAACAUGUAGUCAGAUGACUGUGCACUAGAGGAAUGACAUUGGGAGAGUUCCAUCUUAAAGGUUUCUCUUAAUAUCUUUUUGUUGUUGUUGUUGUUGGGUUUUUUUGCAUUCCUCAUUGCUGCUUCCCAGGAUAAAUUCUUCCCCUUGCACAGCAGGAAAUAAAAAAAAUCUGUAUUUACAGUAGCACAAGCCCCUGAAUAAAUAGUGUUGGGUUUUUUCACUGCACUUUUCUCUGUAACCUGUCUUAUUAGCAUUAUUCUUCUUAAUUCUUAUGCAUAUGUUACAUAUGUUUCUUGUAUGCCUUUUAUUGUAUUUCAAAAGAGAGAACUUGACCAUAGUGCUGAACCAAAAGUGUGUACAGGGAUCAGAAGAUCUUCGUAAUUUCAUGAUGUGUUUUAUUUAUAGUAUACUUGGGUGCUUGUGCCUUCCUGAGUUCUUGGAAUCAUUUAUUUUUCCUUAAUAUAAAGAUACAGUUGUUAAAGUCUUGAGAUGAUGAUGAUAAGACUUGGGCCAAAUCUCUGAAAUUUGCAACAGAUCUUGUGAUCCUUUUUGCAGAUUUUCAUAGCAUUAGAAGUUUAGCAGAAUUCAUCCAUUUUGAAGGAGAUUUUUUUUUUUUUUUGUGACCUGACAAGUUCAUUCCUUCACCUCCAGUUCCAUUGUUGCAAGCAAUAUUCUCAAUUUUUAUAUGUUUACUUUAAAUCAAAGUGAGUCUGUUUGUAUAAAAUAAAAAAUAAUAAAAAAAUUGUUCCAACGAGAAGGCCUCUAGAAGAGCAGAAUGGAAAUCUUAAUGAGGUAUCUGUCACAAGGAGAUUUGAUUUGGAAGCUAAAUACAAACCCUCAUGUUUUUCAGUGUAGGUGCUUAUAGAAGUUAAAAGUAACUGAACUGUGAAUAUAAUUUCCAACUCGGUUUAUUGAACUCCUCUGUUGUUAUUAUUAUUUCGCUCUUACUGUGGCUGUUCCCCCCCUUGGCAAUUGUAAGAACCUUUAUACAAAAUAACUUGUCAGUAUAAGGAUAUUUGCUUCAUAACACCACAGGGUGAUUUUUUUCCCCCAGUUGUUUUUUUUUUUUUUUUUUUGUUUUGUUUUGGUUUU
This is a messenger RNA of Melozone crissalis (California towhee), 3459 nucleotides long. RefSeq names its product cyclin Y (gene CCNY). The record is from RefSeq and is a predicted model, not a curated record. Gene Ontology annotation, biological process: regulation of canonical Wnt signaling pathway; regulation of cyclin-dependent protein serine/threonine kinase activity. Gene Ontology annotation, molecular function: protein kinase binding; cyclin-dependent protein serine/threonine kinase activator activity. The transcript has 9 exons. Bases 1136 to 1972 code for a protein of 278 amino acids. Gene Ontology annotation, cellular component: cytoplasmic cyclin-dependent protein kinase holoenzyme complex; plasma membrane. Lineage: Eukaryota; Metazoa; Chordata; Aves; Passeriformes; Passerellidae.